CGAACACUCUGGUCUGAGGGAGCGAACAAUAAGGCCAGCUCGCAAUCCAGUCUCAAACCGAACACAUCCGCAGCCAUGGCCGCCCAGCGUCCCGAGGCGCCCGCGCCUCAGAACGCGGCUGAUGACAGUGAUGGGGGCAGCCUGCGGCGCCGGCUCCCGAGGGCUGCCUGGGACUGCUUGGCAGCCCAUGUGGCGUCUCCGGAAUUUGCCCUGGUCCUACCUGCGGUGUCGAAGACCUUCUGCCGAAUCCUCGACGGAGCGCCGGCCUGGGCGCGCGUGUGGGCCGCGCUGACCGCGCGCCGGUCCACGCAUUUAGAAUUCGCCAAGUGCAAGCCGUGGAACUACCGUGAGUCGCGACCCUACACCAAGGCCGAGCUCAGGGCGAUUCAGGAGGAGAGGGCCGAGCUCAGGGCGAUUCAGGAGGAGAGGGAGGCACGCCUCGAGGAGGAAAUGCGGGCGAGAGACAGUGACGCCGGCAUGAUCGACUGGCCAGCAAGGUUGGAAGCUGCAGGCGCGGAGACGAAGCGGCGACGCGAGGCAGAGCGGCGACGCGAGGCAGAUAAUUCGUUCGGCAUGCCGGUCGGAGAGCCCUCCGUUCACGCAGGUGGCCCGUGGUUUUUUAAGGGUCCCGGCGUGAGCGAUGAGGCCACGCGCUCCAAUGCCCUGCCCCAACGCUCGAGCCCCUACCCCAACGCUCAGUGGCACAAUGACUCAGACUCGGACAGGGACUCGGAUUUGGACUUGGAGUCGGACUCGGACGUCUCGGACGCCUCGGGAUCGGGCGACGAUACUGAUUCAGACGCCGCCAAGUCGGAUGCAGGCGAGUCAGACGCCCCCAAGCCAUCCGACGCGGACGCUGACGCCCCUGUCCAUCCACGCGUCCUGCUGGCCAAAUCGCAGGAGGCGCAGUAUUGGAGGCGCCUGCGCGGCGCGCUGGAGGCGUGGGCCGCGCGCCUGCCAGCGGCCAAGGGUGCCGCCGUGCGGGACUUUGCAAUGCGUUCCUCCUGCGACGUCUUCAUCACCGCCGAGGCGGAAAGACAAGUCCUCACAAAACGGGGGAAAAAGGCCUACUUGGGUUCCAAACUCGUCUCCAUCGCAACGUUGACCGUCAACGAGGUCUUGCUGCGCGUCGUGGUGGUGCCGGAGUGCUGGUGUCAUGGCGGCUAUGAUUCGCAGCUGAGCCAGAGCUUGACUUGUUCGUUUAAGUGUCCUGGAGAGGAGUGGGUCUCGCCCAUCGACUACGAGUCUGACGAACGAUGCUUUAACAAGGCCAACGACAACCGGAGCUCCGUGGCGCGCGGCAACCUGCUCCUGGACAUGGCACGUGCGGUAGGGGUAGGGGCACUCGACGUGCCAGAACUCGUGCACCUGCUGUUUUUACUCGCGGGAACGCAUCCGGUGGUGGGGCACAUCUUUUGCGAGCCCUCUAUCAUCUCCGAUUGGAUCGCGUGCGUCGACGCGGCGCGCAGCGGCGAGCUCAAGAGCGAACGACGCAAUGUCUAUCGCCCCGAGUCGAUCGCGUAUGAACACUGGCACAAAAAGCCGGCAGAAAACCGGCCCGACCUCUCGGCGUUCGGGUCUCUGCUGAUGUUCAGCGGGUACAAUCACGGUCCUAGUGAAUACACACACUCGCGCCAGUACGCGGCGUACUACGCGCAGAGGGGCUUUGACGAUUUAUGGGAGGAGAGUGGCUUUGAGCGGCCGGUAUGUAUAUCCAGUCCCGACGACGACCGCGACCAGCCCGUUCGCAUGAGGCGGUCAGGUUAUAAGAAUCGAAACUAAAGUUAGUACCUGGCCGUCGACGCGAGCCCC
Molecule: messenger RNA, 1812 nt
Organism: Pelagomonas calceolata
Lineage: Eukaryota; Pelagophyceae; Pelagomonadales; Pelagomonadaceae
Source: the annotation of a GenBank genome assembly